Molecule: messenger RNA, 2437 nt
Organism: Columba livia (rock pigeon)
Lineage: Eukaryota; Metazoa; Chordata; Aves; Columbiformes; Columbidae
Gene: RCC1
Product: regulator of chromosome condensation 1
Exons: 10
Coding region: 22-1344 (440 amino acids)
Cellular component (GO): cytoplasm
Molecular function (GO): guanyl-nucleotide exchange factor activity
Source: RefSeq, a predicted model, not a curated record
CGCGGCGGCGCCUCCCCGCGCAUGCGCAGUGCGGGAGCGCGGAGCGGGGCCGGCACGGAGCGGAGGUCCGACACUAUGCCGGGGAAACGCUCGGCGAAGAAGAGCCAAGUGCCCGAGGAGGAGGAGUCGCCUGGGAGGAAGAAGAUUAAAGUUUGCCACCCAUCCCACCGGACGCAGCCGGGGCUGGUGCUGACGCUGGGGCAGGGGGAUGUUGGCCAGCUGGGCCUGGGCGUGAACGUGAUGGAGAGAAAGAAACCAGCCCUGGUGCCGCUGCCAGAGAUGAUUGUGCAGGCGGAGGCUGGAGGGAUGCACACCGUGUGCCUCAGCCAGAUGGGAAAAAUCUACACCUUCGGCUGCAAUGACGAGGGCGCUCUUGGGCGCGACACCUCAGCAGACGGCUCAGAGACCACGCCGGGGCUGGUGGAGCUGGAGGAGAAGGUGGUGCAGGUCUCUGCGGGGGACAGUCACACGGCCGCGCUCACAGAGGAUGGCAGGGUUUUCGUCUGGGGCUCUUUCCGGGAUAACAAUGGGGUGAUCGGUUUGCUGGAGCCCAUGAAGCCGAGCUCCGUUCCUGUGCAGCUCCAGCUCGGAGCGCCCGUCGUUAAAAUUGUCUCAGGGAACGACCAUUUAGUGAUGCUGACGGUGGACGGCGACCUCUUGACGUGCGGCUGUGGCGAGCAGGGCCAGCUGGGGAGGGUGCCGGCGUUCUUUGCCGACCGAGGAGGAAGGAGAGGGCUGCAGUACCUGCUGGUGCCCCAGCGCGUCCCUGUCAGGGGCAAAGGCAACAGAGGCAAAAUGCGCUUCCAGGACGCCUUUUGCGGGGCUUACUUCACCUUUGCCGUCGCGCAGGAGGGACACAUCUACGGCUUCGGCCUCUCCAACUACCACCAGCUGGGGACCCAGGACACCGAGCCCUGCUUCUCCCCGCAGAACCUGACGUGCUUCAAGAACUCCACCAAGUCCUGGGUCGGGUUCUCCGGCGGGCAGCACCACACGGUGUGCGUCGACUCGGAGGGUAAAGCCUACAGCCUGGGGAGGGCCGAGUACGGCCGGCUGGGCCUGGGCGCGGGGGUGGAGGAGAAGAGCACGCCCACUGUCAUCCCCGAGCUCCCCCGCAUCUCCUCCGUGGCGUGUGGAGCGUCAGUCGGCUACGCUGUCAGCAGCGACGGUCGAGCGUUUGCCUGGGGCAUGGGCACCAACUACCAGCUGAGCACGGGGGAGGAGGACGAUGUCUGGAGCCCCGUGGAGAUGACGGGGAAGCAGCUGGAGAACCGGGCGGUCCUGGCCGUGUCCAGCGGCGGGCAACACACGGUGCUGCUGGUCAGGGACAAGGAGCAGAGUUGAUGAAGUGACACCACAGCCGAGCCCAGCGGGUCCCGCACACACCCCCCACCUUCCACCCGGCUCUGGCCUCUGGUUUCCCACCGGCGGUGCUGGGGCGGGCGGGAGGCCCCGGAGCGCUUCAGGGAUGCUCAUUGUUUCCCUGCAAGCGUCUGUCUGUCCGGCCGCAGUGCCCGGGGCUCUGUCAGCUCCCGCGGGUCAGCUUGGUCCCAAACUGAUCUCAGCGCUGUGGCUGGAUGGCUUUUCCACUUCUCAUUUCUGUUUCAUGUUUCCUUGCCUGGCAAAGCCGAGGUUCUUUCUUCACUGCACAAGCAGGUUUGGGCACUGGCCUUUCUGAGCUGCCCGCGUUCCCCAGCUCUGGGUGCUCCUUGGCCUAAAGUCUUCACCAACUCAGACUUGUCUCCUGCCGCCCACCAAACCCGGCGGAUCCCGGCACCGCUCCGGGGGUUUCUCCUGUACCCGGCGCUUGAGCCGGGGAAAUGCCGGUCAGUCCCUGCGCUGCCCAGCGCUGCGGCUGCUGGAAAGGGCUCCUGCCCCCACCCGUCACCAUCACGGGGCAGCCGGGAUCCCCCCCUGGAUCAGCCGCCUCCAGAGACCCAACAAAAUCCAGCCCACGGGUGGGAACUUGUCAUUUUAAUUCUUGUUCUCUUUGCUGAGGAAGGAGCUUCAUUUGCUGUUGGGUCCUUGCUGAGACGACAGAACCCAGACCCAGCUGUUGCAGCGGAUCGUUCUCCAUCACCACCGGUCUCGGUCCAGCUGGUCUCGGUCCAGCUGGUCUCGGUCCAGCUGGUCUCGGUCCAGCUGGUCUCUGUCUAACUGGUCUCCCUUCCUGGGCCCGGCCUUGCCCAAUCUUCUCUCUCCGUGCUUCCCCCCCCGGGUACCCGGACUGAGAGGGGGUGUGCAAAGGUUACAUUUUAUACGUUAAGCUAUAGCAAUAGGAGCAGCGGGGGUGUGUGCGGGGUGGGUUGGGAGUGGCUCCUCAUAGGCUGAAAUUGUUUUCUAAAGAAAAUGUAAAGUAUUUUGGUUGAUUCACUGAGGAAGAGAGGAAAAAAACCUGUAAUCUUUUAAUAUUUGGAAUAAACGGAGUUUUGAUAAA